Molecule: messenger RNA, 4134 nt
Organism: Tetrahymena thermophila SB210
Lineage: Eukaryota; Ciliophora; Oligohymenophorea; Hymenostomatida; Tetrahymenidae
Exons: 4
Molecular function (GO): protein binding
Source: RefSeq, a predicted model, not a curated record
AUGAGCUUAAACCAUAUAGAUAUAAAAAACCUUAGCCCAGUUAAGUAAAAUAAAUAUUAUUUAAGACAGAAUGGCUCUCUUGCAAACUUGAGGACUAACUUACAAAGUACUUCUAUACUUAAAAAGUAAUAAGUUAAAGAUAAUUCCAUUUUGAGCUCAGCUUAUGAUGAAUCAUUAAAUAAAUUAAAUUAUAAUCCUUCUUCUACAAGUCUUAGAUCAAUAUCUUAAAAUCCUCGCUCCUUCUUAGUGACUGACGCUCCUUCUAAUCCUAAUUUAUCAAACUAAAAUAAAAGUUCAACAAAGUUUAGAUUUCCAAGUGAGAUAGAAAUUAACAUGGAUAAACUAAAUUCUGAUACUAUCCAUAAAAAGAGCUAUGCAGAUUUGGUUAGGAAAUAACCUAAAGAGAAAAUAACUAAAGCUGUAUAAGAUUUUGAGCGCUAUAUGAUGACACCAAUAAGUGGUACACCAAAAUGCUAUGGCGAUUUCGAAAGUGGAUCUAAACUAAAGAAUACUCUACAAGCAUUGAAGUUACCACCUUUAGUUAAUCAUAGCUAAAAGAUUGAAGCGACUGUAGAUAACAUUAAUGAUGAGCUUUAAAAGUAUAAGUAUUUAAAUAAAAUUGUUGAGGUAGACGGAUUUUAUGACAAAAGCCAUGACCUCAAAGUAUCUAUGCUUUCAUAUACCAUGCGUUCCCCUCAUACACUGCCCAGAAGUUUGGGAAUUAAUAAAUCACUCAUCAAUGACAAAAGAAAAAUUAAUAUUUCAAGUCAAUUUAUUGGCGAUAAAUACAGUGAGAUGGCAAGUGAAGCUUUAAGACAUGAGGAUCUAGAAAAAGUUGAGAGUGUAAAGCUAAAAGAUAAUAAUCUUACUUCUUCAUCCUUAUCUAAGAUAGUUCAGAGUCUUCCAAGAAACAUCUAAAAAUUGAAUUUGGCAGAAAAUUUUAAACUUGGUAAAGAAGGUAUUUUGCACUUAGCUCCUGCUUUACAGCAAAAGAAAUAUAUAUAUCUCAGUGUCGUAAAUUUAGAAAAUACAAAUUUAUAAGAUGAAGGUGCAUAAUUAAUUGUUUAAUCUUUAAUUAAUUCAACAAACGUGUAAGUUUUAAACCUAUCAAGAAAUUCUAUUACAGAUGCUAUAGGUCCUGCUUUAAAGCAAUUUUUAGAGGUAUCUGACUCUCUAUCUGAGCUUUACAUGCAUUGGAAUAAGUUAACCUCAAUAGCUGGUUGUUAGAUUGCAGAUGCACUGAAAAUAAAUGAUAAUCUUAUGGUAUUGGAUCUUUCUUUCAAUGGUUUAGGGAGUCAUUUUGGAUUGAAUUCUAAAAUGUGUGGCAAAAAGCUAAUAGAAAGCUUAAAUAGAUAAAAAAGUAAUAUGAGGCAUUUAGAUAUAUCUUAUAAUAAUUUUACUGUCGAAGAAGGAAGAAUAAUUUAAGAAGCAAUUAAAGGAAAUGAUGGUAUUAUAGGAUUUCAUUUUGAAGGAAAUUGUAAUGAUAUGUUUUAUGUUGAUUCUAGAGGUUUUUUAAUCGAAAGAAAAUUAGGCGAAGAAAUCAAAGAAUAGCUUCAUUUAAAGAAAAAGCGUAUUUAAGGGGUUAAAUUUUUAGGUUAAAAUAAAAUUUAAAACGAUUUAAUGAAUGUUGUGGAUAAUUGUUGGAUUUGUGAUGGAUGGACAGAAUUAUAGUUUGCUGUAGAAGGAGUUGGAGAAUGUACUUUUUUGCAUUUUGAUUUUGAAGGUUAUAGACCAAUAUGCAUGGAUAAAUAAUCUGACGGUAAGUUUACCCUAAUCAAGAUGUGUCCUCCUCGUAAGAAAAUAAGAUUCUUUUUUACUGAUCCAACAUCACUUGUUGCAUUUACAACGGAAGGUUACUAAAAGGAGAAAUAAUUAAAUAUUCAUAAUAAUGCUGUUGCUUUUAAAACUUACUAGUAAACUCUUGAGGGUUCUUUAGCUAAUAUUCCUAACGUUGAAGAAGAUAAUGAAUAAGAACUCAAAAAAUCUAAAGUUUUAAAUAACUCUAGUUCUUAAAAAAAGAUUCCAACUAGUACUUCUAUUGCAAAUAAUGAAAGAAGCACCAGCAAAUCAAGAUUUGGGUAAAGUAGCUAAAAGAAAAUUUAAUAAAAGGAUACAAAGCCUAAAAACGAUAACAAAAAAGAAUUUUCUGAUACGAUGAAUCAGCUUGUUUACAAUGAAAAAACAGGAAAAUAUACAAUAACUUAUUAAGAUGGCACUCCUGUAGAUUAUGAAAUGCCAAUUUACUUUAAUGUUUAUAAAACUGAUAUAAAUAAAUCUGUUUUUUCUAAGUAUAAAGAUGUCCAGAUAUUAUCAUAUCCACGUGUUCCAGAAAAAGUAGUUCAAUUAAGUGCAAAAAGUGAAUGGGUAGUAGAGAAAAGUAUAUUUAAAGAUUAUAUAAAAGAUAAUGAAGACUUAAUUGAUAAGUGCUUUGAAUUUGACUUUAGUUAAUCUCGUAUUGCUAAAGUUGUCACAGAUAAAGAUGAUCUAGCAAAAGUAAAAUCAAUAUUAAAGGAAAAUUAUAGAAAAAUUAAAAGGAACUACAAGCUCUAUUCGUCCUAUGCUUCUGGUGAAAUUUUUUGUAUUGCUUAAAAUAUAUUAUCUUAAUUUGCUAUUAAGUGUGGUAUUAUCGAUAACAAAUUCUCUUUUGCUGAUUUAGAUUACAAUAUCAUAGCUACAUCAUCUGUUUAAAAGACAAAUAAUUACCUUAAUCCUGAUAAAGUAUUGAUUAGAUACAAGUUCAUGGAAAUAUUUGUAAGAAUAGCAGGAGAUAAAUAUAUUAAAUAUGGAAAGUGUAAGAAAUACUCUGAAGCCUUGAUAGAACUUUUUAGUGAUUCAGUACUACAAGAAUAGUUAGACCAAGCAGACGAUGCACAGGAAUGGAGAUAUACUAAAUUUUGGAAUGAAGGAUGCGACAUCAUCUUCAAACAAAAUAUGGAUUUAAUAAAAUCUCUUUGGAAUCAAUUUGCUGAUUCUCGUAAAACAGAAAAGAGAAGCUUUAUGAAUUAUAAAACUAUGAAUAUCUCUGAAUUUAGAGAUUUUAUAAAUCACUUUGAAUUUAUUGACACUUCUUUUAACGAGAGAGAUAUCAACAUGGUUUUUAACAUGUCUAUGCAGACUUGCAUAGAUGAAAUUAGUAGUGAUAAGCACUUAUUAAUGAAUUUCAAUGAAUUUUUAGAAUCUAUUGCAAGAAUUGCAGAAAUAAGAGUUUUCAAAGAAGAAGAAAAAGAAGAUGCAAAUAAUUAGUCAGAAGAAGAAGAAGAAGAAGAAAACAAUGAUGAUGAAGAUGAAAGAAACAGCAACUAAAUUAGUGAAGAAGGAGAUAAUAAUGAAGAUUUUGAAAAUAGUAAUAAUAAUUAAUCUGAAAAAGAUUCCUCUAGGUAUAACUCAAAAAGAAAUUCAUUUGAAUAGCCACAACAACAAUAACAAAGCUCAUUAGCAUAUAUACAAGAUAAUACUUCUGAAAAUGAAGACAACCAAGAAGAAGAAGAACAGCCUAAGUAAGGAAAAUCUGUUAUGUUUUUUAAGUAGAAAACUAUUGAUAUAGAUUAAGUUAAAAAAUCUAUGACAAAAUUAAAUUAAGUGAAUAGUUCUUCUAGACAAAAUACUCCAAGCAAGCAAAGAGAUAAUAAAUAUAAAAGCUCAAAUUCUUUGAGAGGGUCUCAAAUUGAUUUAGACAAUCAAGAAAAUAAUGAUGAUGAAGAAGAAACUUAAACAAAGACUAAAACUAAAAUAAGAUUUAAGGAUAGUCAAGUAGAAUUAAAUUCUAAAACAAAUAAUAUAGAUCUUGAUUUUUAGAGAAGACAGGAAAGAAAAUUGAUAAAAUAAGUGCCUUUAAAAUUUAAACUAUUUUAACUCAUAAGUUAUAUCCUUAAAAAAUAAGCAGAAAGAGCUAAGGUAUUCAAAUUAGUUAUUUCAUAAUUAAAAUUUUUAUAUUUUUUACAUUAUAUUUAGAAAGGAGAUAAAAAGAGCUAAAUCUAUAAGAAAUAAUAAAGCUUAAUAGAUCUAAAGAAUUCAAUUAUAUCUGUAGAAAGAAGUAAGGAUGGUAAUGGAUAUAUAAGAAGAAUAGAAGGUAAUAGACUCUUUUAAAGAGCAACAGAUAAGCUGCAAGUAGAAGAUUAACAAACAAAAAAAUGA